Ananas comosus (pineapple) is the source of this 1644-nucleotide messenger RNA. RefSeq lists its product as uncharacterized. Lineage: Eukaryota; Viridiplantae; Streptophyta; Magnoliopsida; Poales; Bromeliaceae. The record is from RefSeq and is a predicted model, not a curated record.
AUGGCCAUGACUGACCCAACCAAGCUUCCGAAGUUCUCGAGCUGCCGCGGCGUCUCCUUCGAGAUCCAACCCUCGCCGUCGAGCCCCUUUGCGAUCCCACCGACAUCGAACAGCCAAACCGCAAACCAGGCCGGCCGAUGGGUCUGGCUCCCGUGGUCGUCUCAAAAUGCCACUUCCACCGUCGUCCCUUCAGCCAACUCCCACCGUUCCAUGAGCCGCGCUAGCAGCCACUUCUGCGACCUCUCCGACGACGGCAACGACGACAAGGAAGAAGACCGAGUAGACGACAUCGAAGCGCAACUCGACGACGAGCAACCAGCGGAGCCAAAGAAGCAGCAAGAGCAACCGAUACUAGUGACUCCUCCGGGAAGCGCUUCUUACUCGCGCCUCGCCGUCGUACUCCUGGACCAGGGCUUGUUCACCGUCUACAAGCGCCUCUUCGCCGCGUGCUUUGCGCUCAACACAACCGCGCUAGCGCUCGCCGCCACGGGCCAUUUCGACUACGCCAAGCGGAGAGCCGCGCUCUUUGCCAUCGGCAACGUCUUAGCUCUCACCCUCUGCCGCAGCGAGGCGCUCCUCCGCGUCGUCUUCUGGCUCGCCGUCAAAGCCCUCGGCCCCGCGUGGGUCCCGAUUCCGGUCAAGACCGCCGCCACCGCCUUCCUCCAAUCCCUCGGCGGCAUCCACAGCGGCUGCGGCGUCUCCUCCGUCGCGUGGCUCGUAUACGCUCUAAUCCUCACUCUCCACCGCCGCAGCGAGACAUCGCCCGAGAUCAUCGCCGCGGCCUCUUCCGUCCUCGCCUUGCUGUCCCUCUCCUGCGUCGCUGCAUUCCCGCUCGUCCGCCACCCCCACCACAACGUAUUCGAGCGGACCCACCGCUUCGCCGGCUGGACAGUUCUCGCAAUUUUGUGGGCCUUCGUCCUCCUGACGGCCAGCUACCACCCGGACACCAAAUCCUACCACCGCAUCAACGCUUCCGAGCUCGCGAAGCGGCAAGAAUUCUGGAUUACCGUACUCAUCACCUUCUUCACUAUUUUGCCGUGGGCGACGGUGCGGAGAGUCCCCGUGUCCGUCACCGCCCCGUCGGGCCACGCUUCGAUCGUGAAAUUCUCCGGCGGGGUGAAAGCAGGCCUGCUCGGCCGCAUAAGCCGGUCGCCUUUAUCCGAAUGGCACGCGUUCGGUAUCAUAUCCGACGGCGAAGAAACCCACAUGAUGCUCGCCGGCGCGGUCGGGGACUUCACCAAGGGAUUGGUGUUGGACCCGCCGCAGCGUAUCUUGAACAUGUACCGGAGGGUGGUGCUCGUCGCGACCGGAUCGGGGAUCUGCGUGUUCCUGUCCUUCCUGCUGCAGCCGUGCGCGGCGGCGGUGUGCGUGGUGUGGGUGGCGAAAGGCGUGGAGGCGAACUUCGGGAGGGAGAUUACGAAUAUGGUCACCGGCGGCGGCGCCGGGUGGGGGGAGAGGAAGGCGGUGGUGCACGACACGGCGGUGCUCGGGAGGCCGAAUGUGGCAGAGAUGGCGGUGGAGGCAGCGAAGGACUGGGAGGCGGAGGUGGUGGUGGUCACCAGCAAUCCACAGGGGAGUAGUGAUGUGGUUAGGGCUUGUAAGAUGGCCGGAAUACCUGCAUUUGGACCCAUUUGGGAUUCUUAA